Molecule: messenger RNA, 2063 nt
Organism: Gastrolobium bilobum
Lineage: Eukaryota; Viridiplantae; Streptophyta; Magnoliopsida; Fabales; Fabaceae
Product: RING-H2 finger protein ATL11-like
Exons: 3
Coding region: 433-1581 (382 amino acids)
Source: RefSeq, a predicted model, not a curated record
UAUUACAUUAAAAAAUUUGUCCUCUUCUGAAACUCUUCCAUCUAAAGUUAUUCGAGCAGUCACUGAGAUCAAAAGCCCAUGGUGAAUCAGGUGGCUCCUCCAAAUUACAAAUAGUCAAAUUACAUUAAAAUUGUAGACCCAAAACAAAAUAAGUUGAAUAAACGAUUCCCCGACACUCUGUCCCUCUAUCAGAACAGAACUAAUCAAACACUCAUUCUUCUUGUAUGUUUGCAUCGUCUUUUAUGAUUCGACACCCCAAUCAAAAGCGCACAUCUGCUAUAGUAACAACCAAUUAUCAUUAAUAUUCUGAGAGAAAAGGGAACAAAUGAGCAAUUAGCGGGCGUGUGUAAGUAAGGGUUGGGUAUUAAUUGCGAUUAUUACCAUCAAAUCCUUUGCUUAAUGUUGCAGCAAAUGAAAUCCACCUGAACCCUCAUGACCACUCUCACUCUCCAACUACGCUGUUAUUCCCACCAUCCCCUUCCAUGGCUUCUUCUUCUUCUUCUUCUUUUUAUCAUACAGGUUCUGCCGCCGGCAACCGCACAACUACCAAAUACUUUAACACCUCCACCGCCGGACAUAUUUAGUAACAAGCUUAAGUUCGAUAAAUCCAUGGCGAUCGUCCUGGUGAUCCUGGUCGUUGUGUUCUUCAUAUUAGGCUUUCUUUCCAUCUACACUCGCCAGUGUGCGGAGCAAAGUAUCAGAGGGAGGCUAGACCUUGCUUUUCCGAUCGCCGGAAGCCACCGGAGACCGCGCGGUUUGGACCAGGAGAUCAUCGACACCUUCCCCACCUUCGUCUACUCCACCGUGAAGGCUCUCAAGAUUGGGAGGGCCACGCUAGAAUGCGCCGUGUGCCUCAACGAGUUCGAAGACAACGAAACGCUGCGUUUGAUCCCAAAGUGCAGCCACGUGUUCCAUCCUGAAUGCAUAGACGCUUGGUUGGCCACUCACUCCACCUGUCCGGUUUGUCGGGCCAACCUCGUUCCAAGGCCCGGUGACACGUCAUUCGUUGCGCUUCAGAUCUCGGAUCAUGAAGGUAAUGGAUCCAGAUCCGAUUCGGAUGACCAGCCCCGACAGGAUACACGGGUCGAGGACGACAACAACAAUCGCAACGAAACUGGAGUGGUAGCUGAUUCUCCAAAGGUGAAUACUAAUUCAGUUAAUCAGAACCGUUCACCUCGGACAAGGUCAACGGGGUUUAGGAUCGGUAACUGGUUUCCGCGGUCUCACUCGACCGGUCACUCGCUGAUUCAACCGGGCGAGAAUUGCGAGCGGUUCACCCUGAGGUUGCCGGAGGAGGUGCGGAACCAGCUGGUGAACUCGACGCUGAGCCGGACCAAGAGUUGUGGCGUGACGUUUACGCGAGAGAACAGUGGGAGGAGGGAUUACAGGACAAGAAGCGUGGGCAGCAGCGUUGCUGGAAGGACCGACGAACGGUUCGGCCGGCCGGACCGGUGGGAGUUCACUUGGACGCCACCGUUUAUGAGUAAGGCCGGUUCGACCAGAUCAGUGAAGGGUUCGGUGCCAAUGGAUGACGUGGAAGAACGAUCUACGGAUCGGCUAUUUCCAGGUCGCGAGGAUUAGAUGAUUGUUUGGGGUUAGAUUAGGUGGAUGAAGAUUAAAGAUGAAUAGUUUCACACCCGGUUAUACUUUUACCAACUGAGAAGAGAAGAGAUUUUGUAAAUAUGAAACUCUAAAUCAGAUCUCAACAGAGGCUACGAUGGACCAAGGAACCGGCUUGUCAAUUGAACGGCUCAGUCCAAACUCUAUGAAACUCUAGAGAUGAAUAUAUAAGUUAUGCAAUUGGAAAUCAGGCCAAGUUUGUGAUCAAAUGAACAGGCCUUCAAAUUCUUGACUAUCAGAAGACAAAUGGUCGUGAAGGCCACCUCUGCUAUGCCUUGCUUGAGUUGUUUCACUAUCUACUGCCAUUUUAUGAUCAAUUUGUAAAUGCAGAUCAGUAGCAUACAUAUGGUCCCGAACAAAAAAAAAUAGAAAGAAAGAAAACGAUGGUUGUACACAAUUUUUGCACACUUUUCUUUAUACUACACCUUGUAAAAAAAUGAGUU